AUGAGAGUUGCUUCAUUUGUCAACCACUUGGAAUUUGAGUUUGAAGGGAAUAUCAACAAGAAUGCCAUCUGCCUUGGUGAUGUAGACAAUGAUGGGCAGAAUGAGUUGGUGGUUGGGAAUGAAAAUGGCUUGCUUGCCAUUUUUAAGGGAGAAAAUUCCAAACCUGUGCGUGUUGGAAAUGAUCUUGGCAUGAUAUCAGCCAUUGCAGUUGGUGACUUGUUCAAUUCAGGAAGAAAUGUUCUGGUGGUUGUGACAGGAUGUGGCUACUGUUACAUCUAUGACUUUGAAGAUGAUCACUUAGGGGAAUCUCCUGAGAAGAAGAUUUUGCAGCCUAUUCAUGCCCAAAGGAUCCCAGCUAAUGUGAAAGUCAUGCUGAUAGGUGAUGUCAAUGGGGAUGGAUUCUCAGAGAUGGUGGUUGCCCUCACCGACCGUGUUGUGCGCACCUACCGUUGGGUGAACUGUGGGGAUGUUGUUGGGGGCAAACCAUAUGGUAAGCUUAUUGGACUUAAUAAAUGGGAAUUAGCUGAUCAGAUUGGGAGCAUAACAUUUAAUAAUUGUCCUGAUGGAACACCUUCACUCUUGGUUGCACAACCAGGAGGUACAUAUUUUACUCUGAGAGUACAGCCAGUUGGCCAGUAUAAUGAAAUGGAUCCUUUUGAUGAGAACAUGCCAGAAUUGUUGACUAAAAUGUCCCUUGAUUAUGAACCACUAGCAUCAGCUAGACUGCGCAACCCAAACAUCCAUACAGAAAUAUGUGGAAACAUAAGACUUGGCAAGAUGAGACCCAGUUCCUACGGCAGUGAGGGGGACAUGCCCGACCAUGUAAAGGCAGUUCGAUCUAAUAGUGAUGGUGGGGAGGUUACAACUUAUGAGAUCUCAAGCAACUUUGGGUCCAGCCAGGCAAGGUCCAGCACGGACACAGAUGAGGGUUCUACCUACGAAAUGUGCUGCAACAUUCGAUCGGGCCGGGCAGAGUCUGGGAGCGAUGCAGAUGGUGCUGCAGGAGAGACCUUUGGCUAUGCUUUGGCUACCUUGGAUGGGACAUUGACACUUUUGAACAAUGGGAAGAUACAGUGGAAUUUACAAGUGGAUCAUCAACUUUUUGCAGUCUGUAAACUUGAUGUCACAGGAAAUGGAAGGGAUGAAGUCAUUGCCUGUGCAUGGGAUGGAAACACUUACAUUGUAUGUCAUAACACGGACUGUGUUAGAUAUACUUUUCCUGAACCUGUAAAUGCAUUUGUAGCUGGUCACUAUGGCCUUCAUGGAAAACAGGUACCAUGUUUGAUUUAUGCUACAUUUAACAACUGCAUAUAUCUCUACCACGACAUCACAUUGCCACACAUUGUGACCAGAACCAUCGUGGAAGUGUUGAAAAAGGAGCCAAAGUACCAUCAGCUCCUGGAAAAGCUGAACGUCAGUGCUCAAGACACUGCAAAACUUAAGGAACUCAACCAUAUUCUAUUGUAUGGCAGAUUGCAAUGAACUGAAUUCUUUGUUGGUUUAUAGAGAUCGGAGAGAGAAGGAUACUUUGUAUGUCUGCGGAGGACCAGCGGAGAGAAUCGGUAUUUUCUUACAGUAUGCCAAGCUGUAACAGUAAGGUUUUGCGGUCUUAUUGCGAAGCUUCGUCUUUGUUUUGUACAAGGAUGAGUUUCUCAGGGUUAGAUUGUUGAUCUACUGAUUCUUUUGAUCAUUCUUAUGGAUAUUUUUUUUGUGGUUUGCAUUAACUACUGAACUUGAAUUUUUUGUAAAAUAAACAUGAAAAUAGAUGCAUCUAAAACUAUGA
Messenger RNA from Penaeus chinensis, 1783 nucleotides. Its product is annotated as KICSTOR complex protein ITFG2-like. The record is from RefSeq and is a predicted model, not a curated record. NCBI's taxonomy places the organism in Eukaryota, Metazoa, Arthropoda, Malacostraca, Decapoda, Penaeidae. Gene Ontology annotation, cellular component: KICSTOR complex. Gene Ontology annotation, biological process: regulation of TOR signaling. The transcript has 2 exons. Bases 1 to 1482 code for a protein of 493 amino acids.